This is a messenger RNA of Cicer arietinum (chickpea), 613 nucleotides long. Its product is annotated as amino acid permease 6-like. Lineage: Eukaryota; Viridiplantae; Streptophyta; Magnoliopsida; Fabales; Fabaceae. The record is from RefSeq and is a predicted model, not a curated record.
AUGACGUACAGUAGUAGCUUGCCAAUUAAUGAUGGUAAAUACGAUGAUGAUGGUCGCCUAAAACGUACAGGAACAUGGAUAACAGGAAGUGCACACAUAGUGACAGCUGUAAUAGGAUCUGGAGUGUUAUCUUUGGCAUGGGCUAUUGCACAAUUAGGAUGGAUUGCUGGCUCAAUUGUUCUCAUUCUUUUCUCUGUCAUCACUCUCCUCACUUCUUUUCUUCUAGCUGAUUGUUAUAGGUAUCCUGAUCCUGUUCAUGGAACCAGAAACCAUACCUAUAUGGCUAUGGUCAAAAAUAUUCUAGGAGGAACUCAGUACAUGUUUUGUGGAUUGGCUCAGUACACAAAUCUUAUAGGCAUUACCAUUGGUUAUACUAUCACGACAUCCAUCAGCAUGGUGGCCAUCAAAAAAUCCAAUUGCUUUCAUAAGUAUGGGCAUGAAGCAAACUGCAAAACAUCAAAUUAUCCAUUUAUGGCAUUAUUUGGGGUUUCAGAGAUUUUACUAAGCCAAAUUCCAGAUUUCCAUGAACUUUCAUGGCUCUCUUUUGUUGCAGCCGUCAUGUCUUUUGGUUAUGCUUCCAUAGGCAUUGGUCUCUCCAUAGCCAAAAUUGCAG